AUGCCUGCUGUGUUGGCGAAAAUGAGCUCGAGAAGCGCCUCAUGGUUCUAUGCAUUCAGUGUCUUUGUUUUGAGUAUUUGUGGAUCCACACAUGCAGCAAGUAAGUCAAUUGCAAGUAUAUUUACAGUAGCCUAGCCUAUUCGAUAUUGUUGUUUAAGGUUGCCAAAUAUAUCUGUCACACUCCGACACUCAUCCAACUCAAGUGUUAUGAUAUUUGAGAGGUAUAUAUCAUUUUCCCAUAAUAACUCCGGUGGGCUAUUGUUUUAACACAUUAGGACACUUGUUAACACAUUAGGACACACAUACUGUAGAAUGAAUUAAUAUUCAGUUGUCUUGUAUACAAUUGCAUUGUGUCUUUGUUGACUUCAAGUUGACAGGUGUUAAAUGCUUUUUAGGCUACUCAUUGUAGCUGUUUUGGAGGAGUCAGAUGAAGCGGGCUUGCUGGGACACUCCCACUUUCCAUCACCAGGUGGCAGUGUUUCACACUAUUGUUCACGCACUGUAUAAAAUAACCAUGAUCCUCUUUCAGAUAAUUGCAAUGGACCAUUGCUAUCAGUUUUGCCUGAGUCAUCCUUCAAAAGCUCUUCAACAUCCUCCAACAGUCAGCUGCCUCACUUUGUUAAGCUAAACAGAAGAGAGGGUAAGUAUUGCCACAUUCACUGUAAGCAGAAUAUUAUCAGAUCUAGUGAGGGAUUUGGUUGUAUUGGCCUACAUCAUUAGAAGAAGAAGAUCAGAUUCCGAUUCAGAGAUUCAGUGUUUAAUAGUCACAUGUACAGGGUUGCAGGUGUGAUUGCAGGGUACAGGGACAAUCUUCGGCUCCGAGAUCCAACAUGCUAAGUGAAAUAAAAUAAUGAAAAUGGUAAUAAACAACAACAAUAGAAAUAGCACUAUAUACAUCAUAACUGUAGCAGUGAUGAAUAAAUAAAGGUCCAUUGGGGUGGAGGCAGAGUAAAGACAGUUGAAGGGGUGGGGGGGAAUGGCCAUAGCGGGAGCAGCAUGACAAUUUGGGGGGGGGGGGGGGGGGGUGAGGACCAAGUGAAAUAAAAACAAUAACAAUUAUAAUAAAAUAAAAUACAUCAAUAAUAUACAUAUUAACAACUGCAACAGUGAUGAAUGUCGUUGUUAAUUGUCACAGAGACACAGACACACACACACACACACACACACAAACGCGGAGAGACACACACCCAUGGUACCCUUUCCGGCUCCAGGAGAGGGUGGCUGGGCCCCGGAGCGGUCAGACAGACAGCCGUGGCUCCAGCUGGACCUCAGGGAGAAGAUGGAGGUCACGGCCAUCGCUACACAGGGCCGUUCAGGGAGCUCUGACUGGGUGAACAGCUAUAUGCUGCUGUUCAGUGACUGUGGCCUGGUGUGGAAGCAGUACGGACAGAGCGAAGACACUGGGGUGAGGCUCUGCCUGUCUGGCAGGUUGACAUUUAUUGUCAUGAGUCUUGCCCUGGAGGCAGAAAAAGCAUCUUUCGGCUAGAUGGGCCAGCUGCAAAGUCAAAAUUGGCUAUAUCGUAUAAAUUGUGAAAACUAAAAUGAGCUUUUUGGUCUUAAUAUAAGGUUAGGGUUAGGCAUUAGGGUUAGCAGUGUGGUUAAGGUUAGGGUUAGGUUUAAAAUUGUAUGAAAAUGUAUGCACUCACUAACUGUAAGUCGCUCUGGAUAAGAGCGUCUGCUAAAUGACUAAAAACGUAAAACGUAUGACAUUGUGGCUGUGCCAGCUACUGAACACUCUGCAGAGCUGCCUCCAGUACAUGAGUUAUCCCAAUAAAUGCCAACCUGCACAUGUCUGUAUACCUGUUAAACAGUGGAAUAAUGAAUUCCCUCUUUCUUUUCAGCAGUUUUCAGUUGCAUGACAACGUGACUGCAUGGAGUGGGAGGGGUGGGGGGUUGUGCUUCUUGCUGUUGACUCUGAACAAUAGGAAUGGUGAGGUGAGGUGAAGCGGGAAAAUUUAAACAUUGCAAAAAGAAAAUGUUUUGCUACAAUCCCACUGGGCACAGACGUCAAUUCAACAUCUAGUUUUGAUUUACAUUUGGUUGAGUUGUCAACUAACAUGAAUUCAACGUGAAAUCAACAAAAAAUGUCACCAUGUUAUUGGAUUUAGGUUAAAAGCCCAGUUUUUGCCCAGUGGGAUACUUCAGUUGUAGCAUUCAAACAUACCGGAAAUAUGUGCCUGUACCUCGGUGAUUGACUGAACAGCAUGUCUUAUAUCUUUAGAGGGCAUUUGAAGUUGACAAGUCCCUUCAAAAAGCAUAAUGAGAAAAAUUGAAUUUGUGUAAGCCAUAAGAAGUAGGGAUUCAUUUCAGGUCUUAAGGGGAAUCCUUCCAUGGCAGAUAUUAUAAGACAUUUUCAAGCUGUAAAUGAGAGAUUUAGAGAAAAGUAAAAUGCGAAAAUGAAAUGUUUUGCUGUUGAAAAGUGGCUAAAUAAUAUAAUAAAUUAGAAAGAAAGAAAAUCAGAAAGAAAGAAAAUGUCACACUUCUGAAAAUACCAAAUGUAAACUUUUGUUUACCUCAGCAACCCCCAGCUAUUUUCUGCUCUCUGUACUUGAACGCUCUCACCCCAGAAGCUUCGGUUGGCCGCUUGAGAGUUACACAGAGCAUAAAACAGUCAACACAGUCUUCUGGCCUCUAGGGUACAAGCUCUGCUGCCUUCCCUUUUGCUUGACUUGAAUUACUUUAUUUUGGGGGGUUUGUUUUAUUUGCACUUCUGAAUUGAUUUGUGUGGCCACUGGGCCCACCAGAGACAGAGGUCGCAUUGCUUCUUCUCAUGCUGAAAGGCAAAGCAAAUGGGCUCAGAUGGGCUUAGGCCUCCAUAGAAGAAUCAAUACAAGUCAUAAAAGAGCUUCAUCAUCCCCUUAAAUCUAAUGUUCCUGCUGGUUCUUCUAAAAAGUUGUGGGAAAGAAAUAGAAAAACUGCAUCUUGGCACGAAAGCAAAGCCCUCAUUUGCCCUAGUUAGUAUCAUUGACUGGUUACUACUCGUGGCUUUUUUCACAUUAUCUUUGAAUGAAUGAUGACUUUUCAUGAUCUGUUACCAAUUGAAAAAAGAACGUUGAUUUGAAUGUGUUUGACCAAUAUAGUAAAGAUCUAUUCUCCCACUCCUCUUCCCAGCAGACGUUCACAGGGAACACUAACUCAGAGGGUGUAGUCCAACACAAGCUGGUCCAUUCUGUCACAGCUAGGUUCCUACGCUUUGUCCCACUGGACUGGAGCACUACAGGAUGGAUCGGCCUCAGAGUGGAGGUUUAUGGCUGUGUGUACAGUAAGUGGAUCAUCACAUCAGGCUGUCUCUAAUCAGGAUAUUGUUUGUGUUAGUGAUGCGCGGGUCAGCUGUUUGUUCACCCGCAACUGCCCGACUAUACGUGAUAAAGUGAAAAUCUGAGGCCCGCACCUGACCCUAACCCACAAAUAUAGAAAAUAUGCUGUGCCGUCAGAGAUGGCAAAAAUAAAUAGAUAGAAUCAAUGCUUUAAUCUAGUUGACAUCACUAAAGUUUGUUUUCGCUUUCCUCUUUAAUCUCUGCUUCUCUUGCGAAGCAAAGAUGUUUCGGGACCGGGGAGAAAAUGCAAAAAAAUUAAAAAGAAUGGAACAAUUUUCAGAGCAAAACGUCCAAAUGACAUCAGUUUGACCGGUUUGAAUGAAAUUAAAACGACCCAACAUGUUUUUGAUAAGAUUUCAAUUCGGAUUGGAUGCAUAUUUUAUGUGGUUGAAAUACUAUCAGCUUUUAUGUUGCUGAUAAAGAUAUCACCGCCACCUUUACAGACGGUCCCUAACCGCGCAGUCACUCUCUCAAGAUGCUGAAAUAAAUACAUUAUAUUUUUCCACUCCUGUUCCUGAGUCAAAAUUUACAUUUGGUGUAUAAUUUUACUGCAAAAAAUGCUUAAUUCUGAAGGAGUUAAUAUUAUAGGUGAGAGGUUAUAAACCUACAGUUAGUGUCCAGAUUUCAGUAAUGCUACUAUUCCAUUUAACCCAUCUGAACAGUACAGUUCCCUUGACGUGCCAUUUUUAAGUACCCGUCUUGUGACUGUCAAAUUUGUAUAGUGCCUCACAAUCAUCACACAUAACAUAGCCAGCCCGGCAUUGCUAUCAUCCUCUUUUACCACUUCACCAAAUCUUUCCCAAACAUCAGACUACUGUUCACAGCUUUUAUCUUACUGAAUUAAACUCCGACAUUGCCCUUUUUGCCUCAGUGGAUCAAGUUCCCAUAAGCAUUUGGCAAAUGGCGUGUAUUUGGCUUGCUACAGUUAAGCCCUAAAGCUUAGGUUUAGGCUACGUACUAACGGCAGAUAAAAAUAAUGAAAGAAAAACCUCAAUGUAGCCUGUAGAUAAGAAUUGCACAAGAAUAAUACAUAUAUGGAUAUUUUUAAUGCAUUGUUUCUCUUUAUUCAACCUGCCUGCUGCCCACUGUUAAAAUGAAGCGCCAUGUAACACCCAAACUAGUGGCAACUGAGCUGCCACCAACUUGAAGGAGACGAAACCUUAACUUUGCUGGAGUAUUGAAACUCAUCAUCCUGAGAUGUUCUGAAACAUUACAUGGUGUGUUGGAACACCACUUAAUCAAGUGUUGUGCAAUACAUUGCCAGGGUCUGGGAGCGCUUACAGAAAAGGUUGAAAACACUAUUUUGGCGUUUUGAGACCUGUUUAGUGCAGAACUAGAUGCCUUCUCUUUUGGUGCCGUUUCCUCUCUCUAAAGUUUCUAAACACAAUUAUAGUGUUUUGAAUCCAGUCUAGUGAAGAAUUAAAUCCCUUUUUCUGAAGUUUCUUAACGUUUCACAUUGUUUUAUAUAUUUGCCAUUUUAUACCAUUUGGGCAGACAUUGUCAGGCACAGUGUUCAAAUCACCAGCAGUAGCUGUAGGUUGACCUGUAAGAAUUGAGGAUUCUGUAUGUGCCUCUUUUGUUGACAACCAGGUUCUUCUUCUUCUUCUUUGGUAUUAUGGCGGUCCGCAAAUAAAUGUUAUAGGUGCCUGCUGCCACCUACUGUAUUGGCUGUGUAUCAGCCUACUAUUUGGUAGUAUAAAUUCAUUACACCUUGUGAAAAAAUUGCCCUACCAACUAACCCUACACCCAUUAAAACCUCACAACUAUUCCACUACUUGGCCCUAUCUGAUCCUACACCAGGCCAGCAGCCUGGAAGGACGGGACACUAUUGUUCAAAACAACUUCUUGUAACUCUUCUGCAGUAAAAUCUCGUACACCCAAGUACUUCUCUGCAACUGCCACCACAACAUUUAUCCUCUGUGAUUUACGUUCCAGUCCUGCGGUACAGUUGACAACCAUGAAUGUGGGAAUGAGUGCUGUCCUCAAUGAAUGUCAAUUUUCCUGACGGUUUUGAUAUCCGUUCAUCUAUUACACCUCAUGGCACAACAAGCUGCUUUAAUACUAAUAUAGAAAUAUACUUUUCUUUCUUCAAACAUGCAUACAGAAAGAAAACAUUUUGAAUUACCCACAAUCCUCUAAAAACAGAGCCAAGAUACAAAAUUCAAGGUGAUUAAAACCAAAGACUUCCAAUGAGUUCAAUCACUACAUUUUCUCUCAGGUUAUCCUCAUGAAAGAUACUGUACUUGCAUUUUGAACAACAUAUUAAGUUGGAUUUAUUCUGAAAUUCUUUUGUUAAAAUGAAAUGAACAAAUCAUUGAAAUGACUUGCAUAAUUUGUAAAAAAAUAUUUUUGGGGUAUUUUGACAAUUUAUUGAGACUGUUAUGAAAUGACAGAGGGGAUACAGAUAUGUGUGAGAGUGGAAUUGAACCCCAGUCUUCGGUGGGGAGAGGGGUGACAUGUCUAAGCCGGGUGCGUUAGGCCUACCGCUAUACAACGGGCUCUGCACGACUUGCAUUCAUUUUUAUUAAGUACAUCAUAUGUUGGUUGUUUUUUUGAGUCAAUUUCAAUUCACCCCAGAAUAAUUUCUUACAGUGUGGCUGUGUGGUUGAGUGGGUAAAAUUCCAACAAAACGUACCAUUUUAUUGCCCCUCCUGUUUCUAAUAUGUCCAAAUAAAGCAUUGAAAAAAUAAAGGUGGAAUUCCACCCCCAAAAAUAUCCAUUGGCCCUUAUCAUCAAUCGAUAAACCAUUGACUGUAUGAGAAACACAGUUUUUGUGUUUUGAUGCUGCCUUUUACAUGCACUGAAACCCCCAAAAGUGUUUUCACAACACUCUGAUUCUGUGUAUUAAAACACUCACAUUGGGUUUUUCAUUCAAACACCCCCCAAACACCAGAUCUCAGAUUAGGAGCACUACUUUUCAUGGUUAUUUUUACAGUGCCCCUGCCCUUUAUCCACACAAUAUUUGUGUGUGUGUGUGCAUGUGUGUGCGUGUGUGUUUGUGUUUCUGAUUAUACACAGAUGUAUUAUAAAGUGUUAGCAUACAUUUGAACAUUAUGCCAAUAUUCAGUAGAUGGGUAAUCUGACCGUAAUCUUCAUGUUUAUCUUCAUCCACUAUUGGUUCACAGAGUCAGAUGUGGCAGACUUCAACGGCAGGAGUGCUCUGUUGUACCGGUUUAACCAGAAGUCUCAGAGCACGGUGAAGGAUGUGAUCUCCCUCAGGUUUAAGAGCAAUGGGGCAGACGGGGUGCUGGUGCACGGGGAGGGACACAGAGGAGACUAUCUGACAUUAGAGCUGCACCACGGGACCCUGGCUCUGCACCUCAACCUGGGUAAGCACAGGCCAAUGGUCUCAUAGAACUACUAAAGGGAAUGGUGCUAUCAUUAUGACAAAAUCAAAUAUACAGUAUGAGAUGCUGAUUCUGAAGACUCCUCAUUUCACCGCUCUGUGUCUUACUCCUCCUCCUCCUCCUCCUCCUCCUCCUCUUCCACCUCCUCCUCCUCCUCCUCUUCCACCUCCUCCUCCUCCUCCUCCUCUCUCCAGACGACGCUAAGCUCUACCCCAGCAGUGGGAACGUGUCAGUGGGCCUGGGCAGUCUCCUGGAUGACCAGCUCUGGCACUCCGUCCUAGUUAAACGCUCCAACAAGCAGGUCAACCUCACCGUGGACGGGCACACACGUCACCUCAGCACCACAGGUGUGGAUGACUCACUGGAGGUGGACUAUGAGGUGCGUCAUCACUCAUUAAUGUACUGUAUUUCAUUAUAGCCACUUCAAAUUAUGCCCCAUAAUUAAUUAUGUGCCAUAAAUUAUAAAUUAAUCAAUCCAUACAUUACUGAAUGGAAGAUAUUUAGAUGUUUUUUAGUAGUGUAAUCAGUUAGACAUAUUUUGCUUUGUGUCACAAAGCUCAGCUUCGGAGGAAUUCCUAUACCCGGUAAACCAGGAAGCUUCCUGAGGAAGAACUUCCAUGGCUGCAUAGAGAACCUCUACUAUAAUGGAAUCAACAUCAUCAACCUGGCCAAGCGACGCAAGCUCCAGAUUCACAGUGUGGUAGGGAUCUAUAAUAUACUAUACAUAAAGCAUACUGUAUGUACAUACUGCACUCCAACUGAAUAAACGCCAAUAAGAAUAACCAUUAAUUAAAAUCAUUCAAUACCUUACAACUAAAUGAACCAGUAGGGAUGAAUGUGGUGUGUUUCACAUAAAAAAACGGGUGGUUCGAGCCCUGAAUGCUGAUUGUCUGAAAGCCAUGGUAUAUCAGACCGUAUACCAUGGGUAUGACAAAAAAUUACUUUUUGCUGGUCUAAUUACGUUGGUAACCAGUUCAUAAUAGCAAUAAGGCACCUCGGGGGUUUGUGGUAUCUAGCCAAUAUACCAUGGCUAAGGGCUGUAUCCAGACAAUCCGCGUUGCGUCGUGCGAAAGAACAGCCCUUAGCCAUGGUAUAUUGGCCAUAUACCACAACUCUUUGGGACUUAUUACUUAAUUAUAAAUUCGUUUUGUGUCAUGGAAGUUCACACCUCUCAAAAUACAUUUAUAAAACUACAAUGCUGGAAGAUGAUGAAUAUAUCAAAUUAAAUGGAGGUUAGGAGGAGGCAAAGUAGGUGCAGUUUUCUCAGUCCAUUACAGAACGCCUCUACUCUGUCUAUUUUAAUAUAAUAAUGUACAGCUAUCUCUAGAACCCUUUGGUGACCAAUUACAGGCAGGCGCUGAGCCAUGGACACCCACUCCCUCCCAACCUACGGUGAGCUCUGUCUGUGGAGGUAAUUUGUACGUCCCAAAUGGCACCCUAUUCCCUAUAUAGUGCACUACAAAAGUAGUGCACUAUAUAGGAAAUAGCGUGUCAUUUGGGACCCAACCAAUGUGAAUACAUGGUAGAUAGACAUGUUGAAGAGGCGGCAGUAAUGAGAAAUGAAAGGAAGCCACUGUUGUCAUUCUUUUCAGACCCAACUGUGCAGAAGGCGUACCUGGCACAUUGCAUAGUUGCCAUGGCAAAUAUUCAUGUGUAGAUUAAACAGAAAAGUGCUCAAAUGUAUUAGAAGCCAAUUUUGUUUUAUGGACAAUACUUGCCCAUUAUUGGCUCUCUUUAUUAUUCAGCUGAACUCAUUACCAUCCAUGUGAACUACAGAAGCCAAUGAAAGAGACAGUAAAGGUAUUUGAGAUGUUGCCUGGCAGAGAGUAUGUUAUCUGUCAGGGGACAGUGUCAAAUAGACAGCCAGCACCUGAGUUCUGUUCUCCUCUGUGGCAGGCAGCAGUAUCGAUGAUGUAUUCACAGCUAAGCUGAGCAUGUGUAUCGGACAAAUACUGAACUCUGUAUUCACUCUCACUGCUCCUUCAUUCUCCCUGGGACAUAAAAUCUGAAUUAGUGAUAACAUUUGACAUUUCCAUGGCCUUUCCACUCAGAUGACCAUGAGUAACAUUGUAUCUGCUAGUGUGUGACGUACAGUAUGUCAGUGAUGCAUGCACAUUCAUUCUGUAUAUGUCACAGGAAAGGACCCAUGACUCAAAGGACUCCAGAACACACACACAAAAGGAAUGAUUUCCCAUACUGUAUACAAUUUCCAUCUCUUUGAACAGUUGCUAUUCAGCACAUUUCAAUAAAAGACAGUAGUAGGCCACCACUGAAUGGGUAUAGUAUUGAUCCCUACCUAUCCUUUCCCCUGUUCCCCAGGGCAACGUGACCUUCUCGUGCUCCGAGACCCAGCCCCAGAUGGUGUCCACCACCUUCCUGUCCUCCAGUAGUAGCUACCUGUCUCUACCCCUGGAGCCUCCUGGAGUGUGGGGGCUGGACAUACACUUCCACUUCAGGACCUGGAACCAGGAAGGACUUCUGUUCUCCACCGGCCUGGCACAGCACCUGGUGUUGCACAUCAGCAGAGGCCAACUGCACCUAAUGGUCCAUGGAGCUGCUGAGCAGAAAACAAACAUUUCCAUAGGUUAGCAGCUACCUAGCUAGAAAAAUCCACCUAACGGCAUGUCACAGUGACUUUACUGUAGCUAAUGUUUGCUAAGUUUGCUAAUAACAACUGCCAGCAUUAUAGGACUAAAGUAAAUGUAGGCUAACCCAUACUGUGUUUUUCUGUGUGUUCUGUUUUACUAGACGUCAGUGUAACUGAUGGACUGUGGCAUUCUGUUAGUCUGAGCUACAGAGAUCUGAAGGUUUCCCUGGUCUUGGACAAUGAGCCAGCAUCUACCAUGGACGUACAAAGUCAUGCAGACUCAGGCAAUAGUGUAUUUUUUGGAGGUAAGACGGCAGUCUUUUAACUAUUGCUUAUUAUUAGUGGAAAAUUGGUAAUGACUGUCUUAAAUUAUGCAUGAUUUUUCUUUAAGUGUGUGUUUUAAUUAGAUCAGUGUAUCCUCAAAAUGUGUUUGAUUACUAUUUCUGGAAUGAUUUAGCAAUGAAAAGAUUGUCAUGAUUUCCAUCAGGUUGUCCCCAAUACAGUGGUGGCUGUAAGAACCCUACUGUGGCCUUCCAGGGGUGCAUGCGUCAGAUCCUCCUAAACAACAAACUUAUGGAUCUACCCCGUGUGCAGCAAGGGCUUUUGGGUAAUUACAGCAAGCUUGAGUUUGACAUCUGUGGGAUCCGCAACAGGUAUGCUCACAAAAUCUCAACAAUUCAUGUUUUUAUAUCUUAUAUUUAGGCUACAGUAUGUCAUUUGUGACACUGUUCUAUGUAAUAUAAGGGAAAGUAUCUCUGUUUCUGUCUCUUGAAUCUGUCAGUAUGACAUGUGUAUGACCUGAGAUCCGAUGGAAGGGCUCAACAGAGACAACAGAGAGCUUUUUCCUGGGGGUGGAUCCUAAAUGGCACCAUAGUACACUACUUUUGACCAAAAGUAGUGUACUAUAUAGGGAAUAAGGAGCCAUUUGGGACGCAACCCUGGACUGUAUGCCUGUACUGUCACACUGCCAACGCCAGAAACAUCCUCUGAAUAAUUCGUUCCCAUCCCUCUGUGGCAGCUGUGUGUGUGUGUGUGUGUGUGUGUGUGUGUGUGUGUGUGUGUGUGUGUGUGUGUGUGUGUGUGCGUAUCUCCCAUCCCUCCCUGGGCAUCUAUCCCUGCCACUAUUGAUUUGCCUGUGUGCCAGCUCUGACUAUUAGGCUGAGUGAGAAAUAUGUUGUGGCUGUGCCAGAGCAGGCAGCAGUGAUUAGGUUGACGCGCUCCAGGAGUCACGCUCUGUUUCCUCCCUAAGCCUGCUCUAUGGAGGAAUGGAGAGAUGGAGGGGUGGAGUGAUGGAGGGAACAGGCAGAGGAGACAGCACAGACAGUGGCUAUAUCGAGGGUUAUAGACAGUGGAUAUGCAAGGACACAACACUAUGAUAGAGGAACUGCCUUCUAUAUCUCUUUUAUCUUCUAUUAAUGGCUUUUCAUGCUACUGUAUGCAGCUCUGCUGUCUUGAGUUAUGUUUGGAGUUUGAACAUGUCUCUCUCUCUCCAUAGAUGUCUGCCUAAUUUUUGUGAGCAUGACGGACGAUGCACCCAAUCAUGGGAUACUUUCUACUGUGACUGCUCAGGGACAGGCUACACUGGAGAAACCUGUCACAACUGUAAGUCAACCUGUCACAACUGCAGCCCAAUUGUAAUGCCCGUGAUACAUUUGGGAUGACUUUGGAUAUCCCUAUGGUGCUAGUUAGGGACCAUCAGUAAAUUACACAAUGAACAUGGGACAAUGUGUUAAAAUUCCAAUAGCUCCAAAUUUAAAAUGCUUAUAAACCUCAAACCAACUAUAAAUUGUAGAAAUUCAUAUACCAAUAUUGAAAGCAUUUAAUGAGAAAACUAAAUGGUGUGUAAUUUGAAAAUAGUUUCUCUUUACAUUGUGUAAUUUAUUGAUGUAAUUUAUUGAUGUUCCCUAACUAUACAAAGUCAAACCAAUUUUGUCAUGGUCGCACACCAGCCGGCUGAAGCUAAUUGGCUAAAUUAUUUGGUUAAUUCUUCCCACCGGCGAAGACACACAAGAGACACUCACAUCAAACCACAACCCAAAACCAAAUAAUGUUUGAAUUCAGUCAUGGCCGCUAGCAUUUCUUAAUGAACCAAAUCUAAAACGAGGAGAAAUCAGGAAGUGCAGUCACCCUUUGAACUGACUCCUUCAUGAUAAUGAAAAUAUUCACCUGUGAAAAUAUACAGUACAAAUACACUCAGUUGACGGUUUAUUAGGAACACUACCCAUUCACAAAACAUGGUUCGCUCCUACAGACAGUGAGUCACGUUGCCGUGGCUUGCUAUAUAAAGCAGGCAGACAGGCAUCGAGGCAUUUAGUUACUGUUCGAUUGAACGCUUGAAUGGGCAAAACUAGUGACCUAAGCGACUUUGAGCAUGGUAUGAUCAUCUGUGCCAGGGACGCCGGUUCCAUUAUCUCAGAAAUGGCCGGCCUCCUGGGCUUUUCACGCACGACAGUGUCUAAGGUUUACCGAGAAUGGUGGGAUAAAUAAAAAACAUCCAGUCAGUGGCAGUCCUAUGGGCAAAAACAGCUCGUUGAUGAGAGAGGUCGAAGGAAAAUGGCAAGAAUCAUGCAAGCUAACAGGUGGGCCACAAACAGGCAAAUAACAGUGCAGUACAACAGCGGUGUGCAGAACGGCAUCUCAGAACGCACAACUCGUCGGUCCUUGUCACGGAUGGGCUAUUGCAGCAGACGACCACUCCGGGUUCCACUCCUAUCAGCUAAAAACAUGAAGAAGCGGCUCCAGUGAGCACGCGAUCACCAACACUGGACAAUUGAGGAGUGUAAAAACAUUGCCUGGUCCGACGAAUCCCGGUUCCUGUUACGUCAGGAUUUGGUGUAAGCAGCAUGAGUCCAAGGCCCCAUCCUGCCUGGUGUCAAUGGUACAGGCUGGUGGCGGUGUAAUGGUAUGGGAAGUGUUUUCCUGGCACACGUUAGGUCCCUUGAUACCAAUUGAGCAACGUUUCCAUGCCCCGAAGAAUUCUGGCUGUUCUGGAGGCAAAGGGGGGUCCUACCUGUUACUAGAUGGUUGUUCCUAAUAAACUGGCCACUGAGUGUAUAUUGUGUUUAAUAUACUGUAUAGAGUGACUAAAGUUACAUUAGUAUUUAAACUAUUUUCCAUCACUGAUUCUGACUCUCAUUGAUAUUCCCACCAGGGUAUCAUAAAUUGUGAAGUGUAGGGCACUUUACUGACUGCUGAAUUAUAAUGUACCUCAUCCCCGGUUAAAAGCUGCCGUGGCUUUGUACUUCACACCAAUACCGUUCACACAUUUUUCAUGAUUUUUUUUUCUAUUAAGCUAGUGCUCUUGACAUACGUUAAUACAUUCACUGCAACACGCUGUAACUUAAAGUUUUGAUCUUGCUUCCCACAGCUAUUUAUGAAGCGUCGUGUGAGGCACACAGACAAAUGGGGAGUACGUCUGGCAACUUUUACAUUGAUCCAGACGGGAGUGGUCCUCUAAAGGCAACACUGGUCUACUGCAACAUGACUGGUGAGCUCAUGGCUUGGCAUAGCCUGGUUAAACCAGACUGAAAUGUAGUGAAACAAUGGUGAGCACAGCGUUUGGUAACCAGGCUAGGGAAGCUACUAGUGCAGCUUUGGAUAUUCUCAAUUAGAUAAUAUGAGGCUAAUGCGAUUAAGUGUGUCCACCACUUUACACAUCUUUGUUUAUCUUUGGUGUUUUUUCCAUACAGUUGACUGACCUCAAUUUAAUUCAUAAUUAGAAAUGUGAAGGACACCUAUCUGGGAAAACAAAACUACAUACCAGAAGUCUUUCUCAUGCUAAUAUGAUAAUCUGGAUUAUCCACUGUGCUGUUAACCUGAUUAUCCUGUAUAUAAAGUGAAAUGCCUGCUCUGUCUCCCCUAUAGAGGACAAGGUAUGGACGGUGGUGGGCCACAACAACAGUGGGUCUGUGAAUGUGACUGGAGCCACAACAAAGAAGCCGUAUGUGAUGCGGUUCAACUACACUGCCUCUCUGGAGCAGCUCCGCACUCUGAUUGGACGGUCUGAGCAAUGUCAACAGGAAGUGGUCUACAGCUGCAGGAAGUCCCGUCUCUUCAAUACUUGGGGUGAGUCUUAAUGGAAGCUUGGUAAGUGCAAACAGUAUACAGAGAGCUCAAGUUUAAUUCAAACUACAUAAUGGAAUUGUGCAAAAAGUUGUGCAGAAAUAUUCAGAGUGAGUUCUAAGUAUUGCCGAAUCCUCUGCUCCCUUUGAUUCCAGCUCCCACUGUGAAAAAAGCCUCACUGAGUUCUUCUGCUGUCUCGCCUGGGGAUUUUAUGUUUCUCAUAUGAAAUAUUGAUGCAGACGGUCUUGUUUUGGAUACAGGCAAGACAAUAUGUCAAGACAGGGUAUUUCACCAAUUUACAGUUGAAUUGCCUACAAAAUCAAUUAGUCUCCCUAGGAAGGCGUUUGCCUCCCACAAUGUGCGUAGGGUCGGGUUUACAAGACAAAAAAUCAAUCAUGUGUUUUCUAUGAAGGCAGAAGAUAAACCUCUGUAGUAGGUGAACAUGUUCGAUGUGCCAAGCAGACCACAUUGGCCAGACAAAGAGUAUAGUUGAUGGUGUAAUAUAUAUAUUUUUUAUAGAGAUCACAUGAUGGGAAUAAAUGUACCUUGGUUGUAGAUGGAAGGCCCCUAUCAUGGUGGCUGGACCGAAGUGGAGAGAAACAGACCUACUGGGGAGGCUCUGUACCUGGGGUCCAACAGUGCUCCUGCAGCCUGGAGGAAAACUGCAUCGACAUGAACUACUUCUGCAACUGUGAUGCAGACACAAACUUAUGGUACCGUGGAUGCCAAUGUAUUUAUAUGUUUUAUGACCUGCAUUAACAACAUUUAUGUGUUUUACCAAUCAGUCUUUCCGUCUAUAAAUUGAUAAUUUGAGUACAUCUUUAAAUUGAGGAAACUGAGGUAAUGUCUAAAUUGAUCAAAACUUUUUCCAACAGGGUAAACGACACAGGAUUGCUCUCCUACAAAGAUCACCUACCACUGACUGAGAUUGUAAUAGGAGACACCAACAGGACAGGCUCAGCAGCUGUAUACAGAGUCAGCUUCCUUCACUGCAAUGGUGACAGUAAGUUUAGUUCAGUUCAUAUAAUUAUCCCAAAAGUGAGUGUGCCAAUAUUAAUCAUCUUUUUUGUUCAUACAGACUAUGCCAACAAAAAUUCAGUAGCUGUCUUUUUUAACAGUAGGGAAGAGUGGAGCAAGUGCUGUAUUUUUGUAACAGUAGGGGGGAGUGUGGUAAAGUUUUUACAUUUUCAGUUUAUUUUCUAACUGUACUUUCCUGUCUUUGCAGGGUUCCUGUGGAAUGCAGCCUCUUUCUAUCCAGGGUCAUCGUCCCUCCACUUCCCUAAGUUCCAGGCUGAGCUCAGUGCUGACAUCUCCCUGUACUUCAAGACCACAGCUUCAUCUGGUGUUCUCCUGGAGAACAUGGGGACCACUGACUUCAUCACCCUGAAGUUGACAUGUGAGUCGGUUUCUCCCUGAAUCCCAAAUCAACCAAACCCUACCCCCUCCCUAGGCACUUGUGUAAAUGAUAGAUGAUCACCUUAAGUUUAAACCUUUUCUGUUUCUAGAUGAAAGAUGACUUGGUAUUUGAUUAGAUAGUUCUGAUAACAUUAUGGAAAACGGUGGUUGAGUGGGGAGAAUACAUUGGCCCUGGAGCCAAAGACUACAAGCCAAAGACAAAUCCAUCUUAAACAAAAGUGGGCCACAUUUUGAACUUGAAUUUCUGUCUGUCACCCUCAGCUACCUCGGCUGUAACAUUCAGCUUUGACGUGGGGAACGGCCCGGUGGACUUGACGGUGACGUCCCCUGUCCCCCUAAAUGAUAAGCAGUGGCAUUACGUUAGGGCUGAACGCAACCUGAAGGAGGCCUCCCUGCAAGUGGACCAGCUGCCCCUACACACUCUGGAGGCCCCCUCUGAAGGACACUACCGCCUGCAGCUCAAAAGCUUACUGUUCAUAGGUAGGCACUAGACCCAGGUCAAACCACAACAACACUUUCUUUGCAUAUUAGCUACUGUUUAGUUCCACAUAGGAAGUAGUAUUCUUCUAUUUUUAGAGCAGUUUAAACGUCCUACUUAUACUCCCUGUGUUUCCUACUUCCUACUUCCUGUCAGGAGGAUCCACCUUCAGAGAGAGCAGUUUCCUGGGCUGCAUCCGUGCAUUGACCCUGAACGGCGUGACCCUUGACCUGGAGGAGCGGGCCAAGUUGACCCCAGGAGUGACCCCAGGCUGCCCUGGCCACUGCAGCGGCUCUGCUAGCAUCUGUCAUAACAGAGGGCGGUGUAUGGAGAAGAACAGUGGAUACGUCUGUGACUGUACACACUCUGCCUACAAUGGACCACACUGCAAGAAAGGUGAGUCACCCCAACAAACACAAAUAAGCUACAAAUAUUGUGAGAAGCUGAGUUAACGGCUGUCUUUGUGGUUAGGAAAAUGUAGCUACAAUAUUUGAAAGUAUGAAAUUAGAUUUAGAAAAGUAUUAUUUCAAAAGAUUUGGGAAGUGUAUUUGAUCAAAAGAGUGAUCAAAGCAUGUAUUAAAAAGAUCAGAGAUACUUUAUUUUCAAUCCCAUUGGUUUAUUCAUUUCCAUAAAUCUGAAACUAAUAUGAUAGGCCAGGACAUAUUUUCUGUUGGAUUGAAUUCCAUUCAAAAGCUGUGUACAUGCUGGCCUGGCUGGCACACAACGGGACUGCUGAGACUACACCACCCAUUAUGGAUGAAUCCUGUAUGAAUCCACUGGCAUCAAAGCAGGUUUUAUCACUUCAGAUAUUCAGAUAUAACCUAUUCCCAGCGUUUUUGAAUGAGGUUUCUGGACAGGGUCGUGCUUUAGGGAUAGGGGUACUUGGUACCUCAGAGAAUUUGUGAUGCAUUGUUGAUCUAGUUUCUUUGAGAUCAACAGCACAGUACAGCACUACUGAAUAGGACCAUUCUACACUAAUAACGCCAUCCAUGUUUGUAUCCCUGUAACAGCAGUGUCAAUGUCCUUUGAGAGUGGCUCCUCGGUGACCCUUACCUUCCAGAUGCCUUUUCCAGUCAUCCACAACAGAGACAGAGGUAGCCAGUCGUCUAGCAGUCAGCCAGUCCAUAGCCAGUCCUCAGCCAUCUAUGCCCACAACAUCGAGUUCAGAGAAAACGUCGCCUUCAGCUUUCUGACAACUCACACCCCUGCCAUGUUGCUCUGUGUCAGCACCUACCAUCAACAGUACCUGGCUAUCAUCCUCGCUAACAACGGUAGCUAUCUUGUGCUAUCUCCAUCCAUUGUUCUCUCUGUCUUUAUCUCUUAACAAGAUUGUAAAAUGAGUAGCUUUUUCAGACUUUCAGACUUUCUUAACUUUUGUAGGGAGUCUGCAGAUCUGGUACCGUUUGAACAGAGAGAAGAGAGCAGAAAUCUUUACUCCCAAAGCCUCCAGCCUAGCCGAUGGGCAGCUCCACCGUGUCCAAGUACACCGGGAGGGUAAAGACCUUUAUGUCCAGGUCAGUGAAAUCUAUCUGAAUCUAUUUCAUCAUUCCUCUAUAGCAAAGCAUUAUGCUUACAUCAUAGACGUUCAUCCCACCUUGAUGGCAUGUUCAAGUGUAUUUGGAAAUGUGUGCUUUUUUCUUAAACCAGAUUGACAAAGACAUCGACCAAAAAUACAACCUUUCUUCUGACACGAAGAUGAACACACUACGAUCAGUGACUUUGGGUAAAGUCACAGGUACAUCAGCAGGACUUGCUGGUUUGGAUGAGGAGGUGCUUAGGGCAGGAUCGAAGGGUUUCAUUGGCUGCCUGUCGUCUGUCCAGUUCAAUCAUUUGACACCACUGAAGACAGCCAUUCUGAAUCAUGGAAGCUCAUUGGUCCGUGUUCUUGGCAAUCUAGUUGAAUCGAACUGUGGAGCCUUGGCUGCAACUUCACAAUCAGCAUCUGGUGUGUUUAAUAGCAUUGAUUUGAAUCAUCAAUAUGGAUUUUAUGUAAUUCUAUAAGCAUAAACCAAAAUUAUGCAACGGGUUGUAACGGCUGCAAAUAUCACAGAGUGGGCCUUUAAUGACUCAUUAACUUGACCUCUCUCUUUUAGGUUUUGACAUGAAAAGUCAUAAUGACUAAAUUACUAAACAUCAUUGAUUGAAAUGCCUUUAUAAAUUCCACGUAGCCUAUGCCUUUCAUCGUCCACAGAAUAUAAUUGAAGGUCAUGUCUGACAUCUCCUUUGUUUGCUUGCUUCCUUUCUUCUGGAAUAAAUCAUUCAGAGGGCGGCGAUAGCGACGUAGAUCGACUGAAGAAGACAAGGAGUGAUUCAGCAGUAAUUGGAGGUUAGCCAGAAGAUCAUCCCCAGUUAUCUGUGUUUCUUCAGAUUAGAAAUUAAAUAGCAAAUUAUUUAAUUUCUGCCAUUCUCCCUGAAACUUUGAAAAAAAUACUUGUGACUUUACCACCUUUUUACAUUUGGCGUAGUCGGCAGGAUUGGGAUAAUCAUAUUUACCAAGUAACCCCCAGAAUUAUUAACUUUAAAGAAAAAGCAAUGUUCUCUCUCUCUGGCUCUCUCUCCCCAGGUCUCAUCACAGCUGUGUUCCUCAUCACCCUCUGUGCCAUGGCCGUGAUGUCAUGGUUCCUGUACCGCCGCUGCAGCCGCACCCACCCACAGGAGAAGGCCUCCAUCUCACAGAAGAAGGAUCCCAGACACAGCCUGGAGCACAGCUACCCUGUAGACUUGGUCUUGGAUCUAGACCUGGACCUGCACAGCUCUGUGAGACACAACAGAAAGGAAUACUACAUCUGAUGCCAUGGAGUCUUACUCACCAUAGCCUUCUUUGCCCACCCUCCUGCCUCCUGUUCCGCGCACUGUUCUGCCUGGCCUCAACUACAGAACCCUCUGGGUAGAGCAGCCAUUCGACACAAAACCCAGUGUUAGUCACCUGCCCGUCCCUGGGCUUUCUAGGAGCAGUGAUCAUUGGUGAUUUAUUCCCUGUGUGACUACAAGAAUGACCCAAUGGAGGAUGGUAAUUCUGCAGCUUUAUAUCUGUUUAGUGGGGCAUGGGAGCUGUACCACUUUUGAUGUGCAAUGACAAUUGGAGAAAAUGUAUUAAGUUGAUCACAUAUCUACUUUAUAUUAUAUUGCUCUAAAGUCAGGAGACAAAAAGCCUCAAAUUCAAAGAAUCAGAUCCACCCCAGUGACUUCAUAAGCCCGCUUUAUACAGCCUUGCAUUCUGAAUGUAUAAUUAAAGGGAUUUUCUGUAGGGGUUGGUUGGGUACCGGUACUCUAACUCACUUACUUGUAUUCACUUGUGGAUUCUGAAUGUGAUAAUGAUGUUCGACCAUCUGCCAAGGCAAGGUCUGGGCAAGCAAUGCACCUGUUCUUGCUCCCUGGCUAAACCACUGAUCAAAUCUCACUGAAAAGCAUUGUGGCUGUGUGCCAAGGACUUUGUGGCUGGCCCCUUUUUCUCUCUGAACACAUCGGUUUUCUGUUUCCAAUAUGUUGUUUGUUGCGCCCUCACUGCAAAUAACCAUUUUAUUAUUUCUUCAUCCACCAUCACCGACAUCCUGCAACAUGUUAUGAUUUUAUGAAUCACCAAAGAGUGGUACAGUAAACGCAUACUAGAUGUCCGAAAGUCCAAAUGUAGUACAGUACAAUGUUAUGUGAUUGUGCUAGUAACUUAAUUAUCUCUAGACCUUAAGAAGAUAAUUAGAGGGAAUCUAGGGUAGAAAGGUAGGUUCAUUCUCAGGAGAGCUCUUGUCCUGGUUGUUGUUGUGAGUUUUGUUGAACAGAGAAGUACAGUAUUGUACAAAUUUGCUACAGUCUCCCCCAGAAACCAUGUUACUUGCUCUUACAUUGGUAAAAAAGCAAGGCUUUAUAUUUUGCACAUUUAGCAAACCAACAGAACAACUAAAUUGGACAUCAAAUCUGUGUAGAAAGCUUGCUAUACGAAUGAAACAUGUAUUCAGGGGAUGAUCUUCUGUCAUGAAAGACCCACAAUAAAGGAUUGUUAUUGCCUGGUUAUAUUAUUUCAAGUGCAUUAGGUCAUUUAUCUACAGUAUUUUACUGUAAAAGAUUUACAAACCCCACUGACACAAUUAUUGAAUAUGAUUCAUUGAAAUAUUAAAUUGAUUUUGAAUUAGUUUUAUAGAAUUCUUCAGGUAUAUUGUAAACAAAUGUAUAUUUAAUAAAGACAUUUUUACAGGUUUAUGUGAAUAACAGUGUAUGUUGUGAUUUGAUAUGAAAUAUGUUAUUCUUAUCUCACUUUCCCAAAUCUCUUUUGCCUCUUCUAUCUGAGCUUGGGUCAGUACAAAGUACACACUGUUAUCUGUCAUAUUAUCUUAAAAACAUUCAUUAUCAAAGUCUGGCAUUGUGAUUUAUCCACAAUAUAAUUGACCCCACGCUAUCACACACUGUCACGCCCUGACUCAGGGGACUCUUAUAUGUUGAGUCAGGGUGUGUAUAUUCUUUGUUAGCUACAGUGGGGAAAAAAGUAUUUAGUCAGCCACCAAUUGUGCAAGUUCUCCCACUUAAAAAGAUGAGAGAGGCCUGUAAUUUUCAUCAUAGGUACACGUCAACUAUGACAGACAAAUUGAGAAAAAAAAUCCAGAAAAUCACAUUGUAGGAUUUUUUAUGAAUUUAUUUGCAAAUUAUGGUGGAAAAUAAGUAUUUGGUCACCUACAAACAAGCAAGAUUUCUGGCUCUCACAGACCUGUAACUUCUUCUUUAAGAGGCUCCUCUGUCCUCCACUCGUUACCUGUAUUAAUGGCACCUGUUUGAACUUGUUAUCAGUAUAAAAGACACCUGUCCACAACCUCAAACAGUCACACUCCAAACUCCACUAUGGCCAAGACCAAAGAACUGUCAAAGGACACCAGAAACAAAAUUGUAGACCUGCACCAGGCUGGGAAGGCUGAAUCUGCAAUAGGUAAGCAGCUUGGUUUUAAGAAAUCAACUGUGGGAGCAAUUAUUAGGAAAUGGAAGACAUACAAGACCACUGAUAAUCUCCCUCGAUCUGGGGCUCCACGCAAGAUCUCACCCUGUGGGGUCAAAUGAUCACAAGAACGGUGAGCAAAAAUCCCAUAACCACACGGGGGGACCUAGUGAAUGACCUGCAGAGAGCUGGGACCAAAGUAACAAAGCCUACCAUCAUUAACACACUACGCUGCCAGGGACUCAAAUCCUGCAGUGCCAGACGUGUCCCCCUGCUUAAGCCAGUGUGUCCAGGCCCGUCUGAAGUUUGCUAGAGUGCAUUUGGAUGAUCCAGAAGAGGAUUGGGAGAAUGUCAUAUGGUCAGAUGAAACCAAAAUAUAACUUUUUGGUAAAAACUCAACUCGUCGUGUUUGGAGGACAAAGAAUGCUGAGUUGCAUCCAAAGAACACCAUACCUACUGUGAAGCAUCGGGGUGGAAACAUCAUGCUUUGGGGCUGUUUUUCUGCAAAGGGACCAGGACGACGGAUCCGUGUAAAGGAAAGAAUGAAUGGGGCCAUGUAUCGUGAGAUUUUGAGUGAAAACCUCCUUCCAUCAGCAAGGGCAUUGAAGAUGAAACGUGGCUGGGUCUUUCAGCAUGACAAUGAUCCCAAACACACCACCCGGGCAACGAAGGAGUGGCUUCGUAAGAAGCAUUUCAAGGUCCUAUAGUGGCCUAGCCAGACUCCAGAUCUCAACCCCAUAGAAAAUCUUUGGAGGGAGUUGAAAGUCCGUGUUGCCCAGCGACAGCCCCAAAACAUCACUGCUCUAGGGGAGAUCUGCAUGGAGGAAUGGGCCAAAAUACCAGCAACAGUGUGUGAAAACCUUGUGAAGAAUUACAGAAAACUUUUGACCUGUGUCAUUGCCAACAAAGGGUAUAUAACAAAGUAUUGAGAAACUUUUGUUAUUGACCAAAUACUUAUUUUCCACCAUAAUUUGCAAAUAAAUUCAUAAAAACUCCUACAAUGUGAUUUUCUGGAGAAAAAAAAUCUCAUUUUGUCUGUCAUAGUUGACGUGUACCUAUGAUGAAAAUUACAGGCCUCUCUCAUCUUUUUAAGUGGGAGAACUUGCACAAUUGGUGGCUGACUAAAUACUUUUUUCCCCCACUGUAUAUUCUAUGUUGUAGGUCUAUUAUGUGUAGAUCUAUGUUGGCCGGUGUGGUUCCCAAUCAGAGGCAGCUGUAGCUCGUUGUCUCUGAUUGGGGACCAUACUUAGGCAGCCUUUUGGCACUAGUGGGUUGUGGAAUCUUGUUCCGUUUAAGGUUUGUUGUGUGUUACCUUAGGACUUCACGUGUCAUUGGUUUAUUGUUUUGUCGUUGUGUUUAUUCAUUAUAAUAAACAUGUAUGCAUAUCACGCUGCGCCUUGGUCCGUCCCGUCAAUCAACGAGCGUGACACACACCACCCCUCCAGAAAAAGAAAACUCCUAAAAAGUGCUGGAAGAGCAUAUUUAUGAGUAAUGCUCUUUUGCGGCCAUUAUUUAUUUUCAUUUAGCCUUCAAGGCAAGCUUUAGUUUUAGGAGACUAGGGAAAAGUGGGGUGGUUGGAUGAUUGAGAUGACUGGUGUUAUCAUAUAUCACUGGGGAAGAAGCGGUUCUAGAGGCCCAGAGUGAUGAAGUAGACCAUUACCCUCUCCUCUGCCCUCAGCUAGUUAAUAAUACAAUUACAAGCUGUGGGCUGAUCCUAAAAUCAAAACUGUGCUGUUAUACUCUGGUCCACACCACUGCUGUUGUUCUCCCCUCUUCCCUCCUAUCAAAAUAAAAUGGCAAGCAGUGGGAGAAGAAGGCUAGUUCAACACUCAAAAAGUGGUACUAAGCAUUUGCACAUAAGCAAAGUUAGCACCUCAUACUAGUUCAACUUAUUAUCAAGCAAAAGGAAAACACUGGAAGAAAUCUAGUCUGGAUGUUGAGAAACAACAAAGCCAGCAACAUUAGCCUCAGGUUGGUUGCAGAGGGAGAAAAUAACAGAAUGGUUGAUUGAAUACUGCUGGGACAUGUCGGUAAUGAGACUAUAUGUCUUCCUCUAGCUGUUGUGACAGCUACAGAGAUAGACAUGGUGAAGAUGAUGAUGCCACAUUACCUGAGAGCUUUGUCUUCCCUAGUUCUCUACCUGUGUCUGAUUAGGUCAUAUCUAAAGAAAUCAUCAUGACUGCAAAAAACGACUUCACAUGGAUUCAUUUGUUUAUUACAUACAUUUAUUACAGUCAGGAACUGAUUGUGUUUUUCACAGUAAAAGUUAUGAAUGAAUAGUUUGUUAGUAGGCCAUUUUCAGUCCAUUGCUAGACUGAGUGAAAGAGGAGAACAGCAUGGUGCUUAGUCUUUGACUGUAAUGAUGCAUCAACCAGCAUCCAUUAUGCAGAGUGAGAUAGAGAGAUAGAGAAAGAGAGAGAGAGACAGAUCGAGAGCGUCGCUCCGACAGUGUCACCCUGACCUUUCCCAGCAUCCCGUCAUCUCUGUCCUGCUCUCCUCAUCUCUACUCUACUCCCUCAUUAAACCAGGUUAACCUUUCCCAUAAGCUUCCAAUCUAUCCAUCUACCUAUCCACAGACUGAUGAGGGUAAGGGCAAAUGUGACUACUUCAAUUCUACUUCCACUUGCAAACGGAAUACAUUGGCCUCUUUGACUAAGCGGUAUUAGGGAAGGAGGAAAUGUCUAACGUGGAAUGUAAAGGGUGUAAAAAACAGAGAAAAAAAACUGAAAAGAGAGAAGAAAAAUUGGCAUUGAUGAAUGUGCCAACCUUGUAGAUAAUAUAUGAAACCUAAAAAUAACCGGAAAACAAAUAAGACAUGUCUAAAGCGUUUAAGUCAAGGUGCGGGCAGCGGACAGUCGGGUCAGAGGAGUAAACAACUUGGCCAACAAAAUUACCAGCUGUCACUCACAGCCUAUAGGGAAACAUAGACCCUCAGAUCUUUCUCCAGGGACACUCGUGAAAAAUAUCCCUAAGAUUCAGCUACUGUAGCUGUGCCACUAACGCUCCUUUCACACCAGAGCCACAUGACAGCAAUUUCCUAGCGAAAGACUUGUCAAAUAAAAACGACAGUAACAAUGAUCAGUGGGACCUUUCAGGCUCCUGAGGGAGGGUUUGAGAGUCCUUCCUAGGACCAAAGGGCUAACUCUAAACCCUGUGAUGGAAUGUCAGAAUUAUCUGUGUCAUCUGUGGUCCUGAAAUAGCACAUAGAGAACACAAAUUGAUAAAGAAGUACUUUGGGAUUCAAUGGGUCUAGCUGUUUGAACCGAGGACUAUUUGCUAAAGGGAAACACAAGGAAACCUUUAUUUGUAGGGUAGGCUAGGAAGUUGAGCCUCUGUGUGGGAGGAUAAUAAUAUUCUGCUCUGUCUCUCACCACUUCCAUGCAGUAAAUUGCUUGUCAUGGCAUAUUUGCACUUCCAGCCAGCCACAACAUUAGGAGAGGCAAGUCUACCUCAACCUGGUGUGUGGCUGUGCAUGGGUGUGAAGAUCCAGAAGAGAUCAUGAAUACACCUGUUAAUUAUAGCUGUAUGGUGUUUUUGACAACAUCUAAGUAAAUCUAGCAAAAAUAAUGACUUCAUAAUAAGAGUCUUUAGAAGGUGGUAAUCAAGAGAAAUUGACUGUGAAGAGGCACAUCUCAUACAGUAUGUUGAUUACCAGGCGUGAAAUUGCUCAGGUACAAAGUGGGCUAGAUGUUUUUCUAACACUUAACUACCACAUCACAGCCUCUUCUCUGUGCCAUCAUCAGUAAUCAGAACAUCUUGUCAUUUUCAGCAUGAUAACAGAUACUCUUCAAAGUAGGUAAUACUUACUGUAUAAUCAAUUCUGGUGAAGACCGUAGUACUCAGCCACUCUCACAUGGAGGGAGCGAGCCUCCUCAAUAUUUUCUCAGCUGUGAUGUUUACCCUCAAGACCUCAAUGCUCUGGAAGCCUAGCGGUGGUCAGGCUCUCAUCAAGCACAGGUCAUAUGAAAUGACAGGCUGAGCGUUGUGGUUGAAUGUCAGAAAGGCCAGAAACAACAAGGGGAACUCCACAACACAAACAUCAACACACACACGCAUUAAUGCACACACACACACAAAACACUACACAACACACAACACUGUCCCAUCCAGCCUGAACUGCACAGUCAGCCAAUCAAUAUGUUGGCUGCUCCAUUGAUGUGAUUAUGCUACCUUUUUUUCUGCCUGCCAAAUAUGGAACUGGAUUUUAAUUCUAAUCAAAUCAAAUCAAAAUCAAAUCAAAUGUUAUUGGUCACAUGCGCCGAAUACAACAGGUGCAGACAUUACAGUGAAAUGCUUACUUAGAGCCCUUAACCAACAGUGCAUUUAUUUUAAACAAAAAAGUAAAAAUAAAACAACAACAACAAAAAGAGUGUUGAGAAAAAAAAGAGCAGAAGUCAAAUAAAGUGACAGUAGGGAGGCUAUAUAUACAGGGGGGUACCGUUGCAGAGUCAAUGUGCGGGGGCACCGGCUAGUUGAGGUAGUUGAGGUAAUAUGUACAUGUGGGUAGAGUUAAAGUGACUAUGCAUAAAUACUUAACAGAGUAGCAGCAGCGUAAAAAGGAUGGGGUGGGGGGGCAGUGCAAAUAGUCCGGGUAGCCAUGAUUAGCUGUUCAGGAGUCUUAUGGCUUGGGGGUAGAAGCUGUUGAGAAGUCUUUUGGACCUAGACUUGGCACUCCGGUACCGCUUGCCGUGCGGUAGCAGAGAGAACAGUCUAUGACUAGGGUGGCUGGAGUCUUUGACAAUUUUGAGGGCCUUCCUCUGACACCGCCUGGUAUAGAGGUCCUGGAUGGCAGGAAGCUUUGCCCCAGUGAUGUACUGGGCCGUACGCACUACCCUCUGUAGUGCCUUGCGGUCGGAGGCCAAGCAGUUGCCAUACCAGGCGGUGAUGCAACCAGUCAGGAUGCUCUCGAUGGUGCAGCUGUCAAAUUUUUUGAGGAUCUGAGGACCCAUGCCAAAUCUUUUUAGUCUCCUGAGGGGGAAUAGGCUUUGUCGUGCCCUCUUCACGACUGUCUUGGUGUGUUUGGACCAUGAUAGUUCGUUGGUGAUGUGGACAGCAAGGAACUUGAAGCUCUCAACCUGUUCCACUACAGCCCCGUCGAUGAGAAUGGGGGCGUGCUCAGUCCUCUUUUUUUUCCUGUAGUCCACAAUCAUCUCCUUUGUCUUGGUCACGUUGAGGGAGAGGUUGUUGUCCUGGCACCACACGGCCAGAUCUCUGACCUCCUCCCUAUAGGCUGUCUCAUCGUUGUCGGUGAUCAGGCCUACCACUGUUGUGUCGUCGGCAAACUUAAUGAUGGUGUUGGAGUCGUGCCUGGCCAUGCAGUCAUGGGUGAACAGAGAGUACAGGAGGGGACUGAGCACGCACCCCUGAGGGGCCCCCGUGUUGAGGAUCAGUGUGGCAGAUGUGUUGUUACCUACCCUUACCACCUGGGGGCGGCCCGUCAGGAAGUCCAGGAUCCAGUUGCAGAGGGAGGUGUUUAGUCCCAGGAUCCUUAGCUUAGUGAUGAGCUUAGAGGGCAUUAUCUUGGUAGGUAAUUGAUUUAGUAUAAAAGUACAAUUUAAACAAACUUGUGAUUAAACCUGCCAAGUGGGCAUUUUCAUCUUUGUUAAUUAUAUAGGCCUAUUCCACAGGUAAAUAUCUGUCUUUGUAAUUCAUGGUAUUUCCUAUACAACUGAGCACCAUCUGGCCCUGCUUAGAAACGGUUCGUUUAGCAUCUGCAGACAUGACAACAAACAUUAGUUUCAGUUUGACUGAAAAAGGGUGGUGAUUAAAAAGUAAUUAUGUUUACAGAUCCCCUACCCUGACUGCUAUAACAAUACUCAACUAGCAGUCACAGAGGGAGACCAUGUGUAAUAACACUUAGUUGUUAUAUCUAGUUUAGAGGGAGAGAUUCAGCUUAGUUCUAAUAGUCUGUCUGGAACUCUUAUCUGUCUUAACAUUGCCUAGCUGUCCAGACAAGGACUGGUUCCAUUUUUACAUUUAAGUCAUUUAGCAGAUGCUCUUAUCCAUAUCAACUAGGGUUAAGUGCCUUGCUCAAGGGCACGUCGACCAAUUUUUCACCUAGUUGGCUCUGGGAUUCGAACCAGACACCUUUUGGUUACUGCCCCGACUCUCUUAACUGCUAGGCUACCUGCCGCAAGGCUACCUUCCACCAGUUCCCACCCUAUAGGUCUCAGUCUUCCUGUGUGUCUCAGUCUCCCUCACCUCCAUAACCCUAGCCCUUACUCUAACCCUAUCCAUAACUCUAUCCCAGGACUCUAACUGUGUGACACUAUCACUCUACACUAUAGUAGGUCCCAGGCUUCCUGUGUGUACCUCUACUCCUCCCAAUCUCCUAGCCCUAUCCAUAACCCUAUCCCAGCCAGUUCUAUUGUGUGAGACAAUCACCCAGCAGCUGUGGUCCAUUUGUAAAAGGGAGGGGCCUGCAUGCUUAACUCUUGGCUACGUAAGAGCCCAUGUCUACCAGGGGAACUAG
Molecule: messenger RNA, 26597 nt
Organism: Coregonus sp. 'balchen'
Lineage: Eukaryota; Metazoa; Chordata; Actinopteri; Salmoniformes; Salmonidae
Source: the annotation of a GenBank genome assembly